AUGGCAAACCCAACACCAAGAACUAGUCCUCAUUUCUUUCUCAUUCGUGUGAUCUUAUGCUGUUGGUUGAGUUCAUCCAUGGCCAUGGCAGCCUCUACUUACAAUGUGGUCAAUUUUGGGGCGAAGUCGGAUGGUAAAACAGACUCCACCAAAGCAUUUCUGAAAGCAUGGGCCAAAGCUUGUGAUUCAUCCAAACCCGCCACAAUUUACGUGCCACAAGGAAAGUUUUUACUUAAAAGUGCAACCUUUAGUGGGCAAUGUUCCAACAAGGCUAUUUCUAUAACCAUUGAUGGCACUUUGGUGGCCCCUUCUGAUUAUGGGGUCAUCGGAAACUCCGGAAAAUGGUUGCACUUCGAAGAUGUUAAUGGUGUCUCAAUUCGAGGUGGGGUUCUUGAUGGCCAAGGCACUGCCUUGUGGAAUUGCAAGAACUCAGACAAAGGUGAUUGCCCAAGCGGCGCCACGACACUGGGAUUCACCAACUCCAAUAACAUCAUCAUUGGUGGGUUGACCUCACUCAACAGUCAAAUGUUCCACAUAGUGUUCAACGGAUGCCAGAAUGUGAAAGUGCAAGGCGUGACGGUAAAGGCCUCCGGUGACAGCCCCAACACCGACGGCAUCCAUGUCCAAAGGUCCUCUGAUGUCACCAUUCUCAACUCCAAAAUUCGAACCGGCGAUGAUUGCAUCUCAAUUGGCCCUGGCACUAGUAACUUGUGGAUUGAAAACAUUGUAUGCGGACCAGGCCAUGGAAUCAGCAUUGGAAGCUUGGGAAAGCAAUCAGAAGAACCCGGUGUAGAAAAUGUGACAGUUAAAACGGUUACCCUCUCUGGGACUCAAAACGGAGUUAGAAUAAAGACUUGGGGGAGACCCAGCAGCGGAUUUGUGAGGAAUGUCCUUUUUCAAGACAUAGUCAUGGACAACGUCGAAAACCCCGUUAUAAUUGACCAAAACUACUGCCCGCGUAACGAGGGCUGCCCGGGUCAGGCCUCCGGAGUCAAAAUCAGUGAUGUGACAUACCAAGACAUUCAUGGAUCAUCGGCGACCGAGGUUGCUGUGAAAUUCGAUUGCAGUUCCAAGUAUCCAUGCAGCGGUAUAAAGAUGAAGGAUGUGAAGCUCACUUACAAGAACGAACCUGCGCAAGCUUCGUGCAUCCAUGCUGAUGGAUCAGCUCUGGGUUCAGUUCAAGCUCAGAAAUGCUUUUAG
Messenger RNA from Abrus precatorius (Indian licorice), 1200 nucleotides. RefSeq names its product polygalacturonase-like. Bases 1 to 1200 code for a protein of 399 amino acids. NCBI's taxonomy places the organism in Eukaryota, Viridiplantae, Streptophyta, Magnoliopsida, Fabales, Fabaceae. Gene Ontology annotation, molecular function: polygalacturonase activity. The transcript has 4 exons. The record is from RefSeq and is a predicted model, not a curated record. Gene Ontology annotation, biological process: carbohydrate metabolic process.